AUGCCCUGGCGGGCCGGAUGCACGGUGCUGCUGUGCCCACCGCGCCUUGCCGCCUUUGCCUCGACAGAGUUGGCACACCCGCUCCCUACCAGGCGCCCGCCCGCCCACCCGCCCUCGCACGCAACAGAGCGGCGCCUCCGUCUCGCUCCCGUCUUCGAGACCUCUCUCGUGCUCGCCGCCAUGGGGCCGUCCGCGUCCGAUUCGCUGUCCGCCUGCCUGACGGACAUGCAGGUCGUAGGCGCUCGGCGUCUUGCUGCACGCCGCCUGCGUCUGGCUCUGCUGCCUCUUAAUCCCAACGAGGCCCCAACGGCGACCGCCUCCCCUCUUCUCGCCUCAUUCCUUGUUCGCCAUAUCCGCCUUGGUUGGUACCAGCUUCUAUCUUCCGUUGACGACGAGUGUCGCGAUCGGGAACGACUCGUCAUGCUUGGAGCUUGA
Purpureocillium takamizusanense is the source of this 435-nucleotide messenger RNA. RefSeq lists its product as uncharacterized. The record is from RefSeq and is a predicted model, not a curated record. Bases 1 to 435 code for a protein of 144 amino acids. NCBI's taxonomy places the organism in Eukaryota, Fungi, Ascomycota, Sordariomycetes, Hypocreales, Ophiocordycipitaceae. The transcript has a single exon.